UAUUUUAGCAACAUGGCUUCCGUGUGUUUGAAUACAAAGCUUUUUGCUAGGUCAAUGACAAACACAUUUUUUCAAAAACAAAUUCGUUUCUUAAGUUCUCGAGUCUUAACAAAUGAAGAAGUCCGUAAGAAGCGUGUUGACAUCUUUGAGAAAGAACAAGCACGGCAAUAUGCCUUAGUGACACGUGUUGAAAAAAUUGAAGUGAAACAUACUGGAGUCCCUGAAGAAUGUUCUCUUAUCAUGAAUAAAUAUCUAUCAACUCCUUUUAACUGUGCAAUGCAUAUGCAAGAACUACUUACAAAACAAUCUGCUCUUGCUUUGGUAAAUGGUGAACCCUGGGACAUGCAUAGACCUCUGGAGAGUGACUGUGAGCUGAAGUUUUUACAUUUUGAGGAUGAGGAUCCACGUAUCGCGAACGAAGCAUUUUGGAAAAGUUGUUCUUUUGUGUUAGGCCAUGUGUUAGAAACAGCUUUCCAAGAUAAAUUUUAUGUUCAGCUGUGUAGCUUUCCGCCUCCCAAUAUCGCUAGUGGAAGUUUUGUCUAUGAUGCAGAUUUAAAUUUAGGUGAUUGGAAACCUUCAAAUAUAGAACUAAAUUGCUUGAGCAGGAUCGGUCUGCGACUGAACUACUCAGAUUUCAAGUUCCAGAGACUUGAGGUCCCUGUGUCUGUGGCGGAGGAGAUGUUUUCAGACAACAGGUUCAAGACUGCUCAGAUUCCCCCCAUUGCUGAAAAGUCAAAGACCGGGACCUCAGUCACAGUUUACAGGAUGGGGGAUCACAUUGAUAUCAGCUCGGGUCCUUUGAUUUCUAGCACAUCGCAGAUUGGCAGAUUCUCUGUUUGCGCGAUUCACGACAUAGAAAGUCCAAGUUUUGGCAAGUUAAAGCGAGUGCAAGGAGUUGCCUUACCUACACAACUUAUGCUUCACUCAUGGACAUACGACACAAUUUUACGCCCCAGAGCUGGAAAACCUAAUCCUGGGCCUGUACCGACACUUAAAAAUCCCCAGAAGAAUACAGAGCACUUAUCUGCACACUAGUUUUGUGUGUGUUUAGAUAAGUAUGAUAAUUGUAUUAUAGAGAGUUAAUGUGAAUGUGUUUGAAUGGUCAAGUAUACUUGAGUUUAUAUGCAAAUUUUCUUGUAAAAAUUAAAUUAAAUGUUU
Molecule: messenger RNA, 1158 nt
Organism: Physella acuta
Lineage: Eukaryota; Metazoa; Mollusca; Gastropoda; Physidae
Product: large ribosomal subunit protein mL39
Biological process (GO): threonyl-tRNA aminoacylation
Cellular component (GO): mitochondrion
Molecular function (GO): nucleotide binding; threonine-tRNA ligase activity
Source: RefSeq, a predicted model, not a curated record